This is a messenger RNA of Spirodela intermedia, 7029 nucleotides long. NCBI's taxonomy places the organism in Eukaryota, Viridiplantae, Streptophyta, Magnoliopsida, Alismatales, Araceae. The record is from the annotation of a GenBank genome assembly.
AUGUCUUCCCUGAGCAGGGAGCUCGUGUUCUUAAUUCUACAGUUCCUAGAUGAGGAAAAAUUCAAGGAAACAGUCCACAGGUAGGAGAUACUUCCCUUCUCUGUUGUUCUUGCCUUGUUAUAUUGGCUUCAUCUUCAUUUGGGAUUGGGGAAUUUGAUGACGGGUGGCGGAAGCUUUCCCAUGUUUUUCUGUUUGUUUAGUGCAAUGACGCGACGUUCUUGCCUGUCUUUCCUUUCUGUCUUCGUAGGUUGGAACAGGAGUCGGGAUUCUUCUUUAACAUGAAGCAUUUCGAGGACCUAGUACAGGGGGGGGAAUGGGAUGAGGUUGAGAAGUAUCUUGGGGGGUUCACGAAAGUUGAAGACAACCGGUACUCUAUGAAAAUCUUCUUUGAAAUAAGAAAACAGAAAUACCUUGAAGCUCUCGACAGGUAGCCACCGGACCCGUCUUUCGAGUUUUCCUUCUCCCUACUAGUUGUACUUGAUGGUUUAAAAUCACUUUUCUAGGCAUGACCGAGGAAAAGCUGUCGAAAUUCUGGUGAAGGAUCUCAAGGUCUUUGCGUCUUUCAAUGAAGAACUCUUCAAGGAGAUAACCCAGUUGCUUACACUUGAAAAUUUCAGGUAUGUUACCUCCUCUGUUCUCAAGUUUCUACGUACGGCUGAUCUUAGGUUGUUGACGAACUUAAGUUUCCUGUUGAAUGAAGGCAAAAUGAGCAGCUUUCCAAGUAUGGAGAGACGAAAUCGGCCAGGAGUAUCAUGCUUUUGGAGCUCAAGAAGCUUAUUGAAGCUAACCCUUUGUUCCGUGACAAGCUCAUAUUUCCUUCGUUCAAAGUAUCUCGGCUGCGGACUUUGAUUAACCAGAGGUUCCGAUUCUCAACGUCCAUCUUUUUCGACUGCCUUGUACUCUUAAUUUAUUUUUUCUCAAUGACUGUAAUUCUGACCAUUCCCUUUGGUAUUUGUCGUGUAUCCUACAAACCAUAUAUUUCUAAUGUGCCACUCUCUGUUAAAUUUUCUAGUCUCAACUGGCAGCAUCAGCUUUGCAAGAACCCGCGCCCCAAUCCUGACAUUAAAACCCUAUUUAGUGAUCAUACUUGUGCCCCUACUAGUGGAGCUCGUGCACCACCCCCAGUCAACAGUCCCCUUGUUGGACCUCUAUCCAAAGUUGGAGCCUUUCCUCCUACUAGUGCUCAUGGUGUAAGUGUAGAUUCGCGUUUUAUUUCUGUUAUAUCAAAAAUAAACAUUUCGGUAACUAGUUGUAGAGCUGAAUGCGAUGUUAUAAAAGAAGCUUUCGGUGCAGCCAUUCCAGCAUGUUGUUACUCCAUCAAGUACUCUCGCCGGGUGGAUGGCAAGUACUAAUCCAUCAUUGCCACAUGCGGCUGUAGUCUCAGGCCCCUUAGGUCUUGUUCCACCUCCUAAUGCAGGUUGGAAUUCCUUCUGUUCCAUUAGGUAUCACUGCUUUUAGAAUCCUUUUGCUUUGUAACAUUUUAUUCAACUCAAGUCGUGUUUAACAUUAUUGCAGUGCCAUUUUUGAAACAUCCAAGGACCCCACCAGGCCCCCCUGGCAUUGAUUAUCAAGCUGACUCUGAACACCUGAUGAAGAGGAUGCGCACAAGCCCUCAAGAAGAGGUCUUCUGAACUUAAUAAUUUGCUUGCGUAUGUUAGAUCUACGCGUGACAUGAGAGUUUAUGUAGGAUUUACAUGUAUGUUAAAAUUGAUUGCUGUUUUUCUAGGUGUCCUUUGCCGGUCACGUUCAUCAUCCCAAUGUUUAUUCUCAUGAAGAUCUUCCCAGAACUGUGGUUAGGGCCCUUCACCAGGGUUCCAACGCAAUGAGCCUGGAUUUUCAUCCACAGCAACAAACAAUUCUUCUAGGUGAUUUAACUGCUUCUUUUAUUAACAUUGGAAAAUGUCAAAGCAUACACAAUUGAGCAUGCCUGUUCGCUGUAUCUUUUCUGUUGUAGUUGGGACAAGCAUUGGCGAUAUCACAAUAUGGGAAGUGGGGUCCCGGGAAAGGAUAGCCCAUAGAGGAUUUAAGGUUUGGGAUACUUCAGCUUGUACAAUGCCAUUGCAGGUACUGUCAGUUAAAAAAGUGCGGACGAUGAUGCUUGUUGUUCACUGAAUAUUUAAAGUUUGUUCGGUUUUUUGAGAAGUGAUUCUUUUGGUCAUUUAGGCAGCUUUGAUGAAGGAUGCCUCGAUAUCAGUUAAUCGGUGCCUAUGGAGUCCAGAUGGAUCGAUAGUUGGUAUGACUCAUGGGUGACCUGUGAUCGAAUCUAAUUUAUUUGCCUCUUUCAUUAUUUUCACCACAGAAAGAGUAUUAUAGAAUGAUAUUAUUAUCUGACGCUUGAGCUAAUUAAUUUUAGGUGUUGCCUUUUCAAAACAUCUUGUUCAGACCUAUGUUUUUGGCCCAAAUGGUGACUUGAGGCCACAGUUAGAGGUGAGUUCCAAUUUUUUUUCUGGUCUUGUUAAUUGUUGAAAUAGUAAAUAAAUUCAUCUGACUUGGGUUAUUGAAUUAGAUUGAUGCUCAUAAUGGAGGUGUCAAUGAUCUGGCCUUCUCUCAUCCCAACAAGAGCCUUUCCAUAGUUACUUGUGGUGAUGACAAGACAAUUAAGGUAAUGACCUUUGUUUGUUUCGAUGGUCAUAGUAAUCAACAUCUCCUCCAUAGUUCAUAGCUGUAAGUUCGUUUACAUGUCUGGAUAAAAGGUGUGGAAUGCUGCCACGGGACAGAGGGAACAUAUCUUUGAAGGCCAUGACGCUCCUGUAUACUCUAUCUGUCCUCACGUCAAGGAGUCUAUCCAGGUACAAGCUUGGGUGAAUAAGCUAAUAUCCCUGAAGGUUGUCCAGAGAUUCUUGCGUUUUCCUUGUUUCAUGAUCCCUCUAACUAUGAUCUGUUUUCAGUUUAUAUUCUCCACGGCAUUCGAUGGGAAAAUUAAGGCAUGGCUGUAUGACUGUGUUGGAUCCAGAGUUGACUAUGAUGCACCUGGUCUUUCUUGUACUGUAAUGGCUUAUAGUGCUGAUGGAACCAGGUAAAUCAUUUGAUUUGAGCUGUUCUUUUCAUGUCACCAUGUUUCUCAGCUUCUUAUCUCCUGCCAAAUUGCAUUUUUCUCAGAUAUUCACCAUCAUAAUGUAGAUUAUUGUAUUUCACACUUCCGUUUCCAUUUGUGUAUAGGCUUUUUUCUUGUGGUACAAGCAAAGAUGGUGAGUCGCAUCUGGUUGAGUGGAAUGAAACUGAAGGAUCCAUCAAAAGAACAUACUCCGGUUUCAGAAAACGAUCUUCAGGUGUGGUGCAAUUCGACACAACAAGGAAUCGCUUUUUAGCUGCUGGGGACGAAUUUCUGAUAAAGUUUUGGGAUAUGGAUAAUAAGGAUAUUUUGACUACCUCAGAUGCUGAUGGAGGGUUACCGGUUAGGAUAACUACUUGUGACUUAAAAUUUUCGUGUUGCGUUUUUAAAUGUGUCUUGAUUAUUCGCCUUUUGUUUCAGGCUAGUCCUCGGUUGAAGUUCAACAAAGAAGGAUCAUUACUUGCAGUCACCACUAGUGAUAAUGGAAUCAAGAUAUUAGCAAACUCUGAUGGACAGCGGCUGAUAAGAUUGUUAGAAAGCAGAGCAUAUGAGAAUUCUAGGAGUUCUCAACAGAUCAAUAGCAAGGUGCUAUUUCGAGCAUAAGUUUUCUAGAGUGUUCAUUAUGUGAAAUCAUACCUUUUUAUGUGCAUUAUGUGAAAUCAUUGCUAUAUUCCUCAAUACGGAAAUAUUAUCUCAAACAUCGUCUCUCAGAUCUUAAAUUAUCCUUUUAUCUUCUUAAUUUCUUCUUUGUGAUUAAUAUUAAAUUGUAAGAAAGUUUUUAGACAAAUAAUAUAACCCCUUGAUGAUCUACUGUAUGGUGUGAUCCGUUUUACCUUAUACUUCGCCAUUUCUUCUGCGUGGCAUUUUUAACCAGUAGAAAGUAUAUCUUUAUUUUGAAAACAAUGGUAGACUUAAUUGCAUCCUGAAUCUUUCAGAUUCCAGCAGUCAGCGUGCUAGGUGGUGUCAGUAAUGUUUCUGGCCCAAUGGCUACUACAAUUGAACGGGCGGAUAAAAACGCUUCUUCAGUACCAAUUACUGGACUGGUAAUAAUCUUUUAGAUAUGUCGUGUCAAUGGAGCUGACAUUAAUUGUAGAUCAGAUCUUAUGGUCAAAUGUUUUGCAGACUGCUAUGGAGAACAGUCGGACAGCAGAUGUCAAAUCAAGGAUAUCAGAUGACGCAGAAAAGAUUAAAGGCUGGAAGUUGGCUGAAAUUGUUGACCAUAAGCAGCUCAAAGCUAUGAGUUUACCGGAUUCAAGCACGUCAGGAAAGGUGCGUAAGAGUAAUGCCAUAAUAAAUUUUUCAACCGGAACGAAAAAAUCUGUUUAAACUUUUGAAGAACUAAUGAGUUGAUCUAUGCAUGACCUAGGGUUCGAUCUUGAAGUUUUUGGUUUUUGUCUUGAUAUGUUUCAUAGCUUGGUUAGACAGCUGACAAUUAAUUUUUGCGAGGAUAAAAAAUUUGCUCCAUUGGUUACAGAUUAUGCGGCUGCUAUUUACCAACUCUGGAUCAGCUGUCUUAGCCCUUACUUCGAAUGCCAUGCAUAAACUUUGGAAAUGGCAGUGUGCUGAGAGAAAUUCAUCUGCGAAGGUUAGUAAAUUUUAUUAUUAAACAGCGGCACAUCUUAGUCCAUGGGUUGUCAAAGUGGAUAAAAAUGAUUUGAAUAUAUCCUCAAUUCUGGGAAAGCCUAAUCCCAGUUCGGAUGUUCAGACGAAAAUGGAGAGAAGUAACCAUGAUCUCCCAAUUCUGACAUUAAUUGCUUUGGCUUCUGCUCGAAAUUGUCUGAAAAUAUUUCUAUCAAGAUUUUAAUAAAGCCUUUUUGUCCCCCGGAGAGCAGCUAAUCUGCCUAAUCAGCCUAUUCAAUUUGAGAUCAAACCUGUGGCCCAUCAGGGACUGAGUCCUGAUUCUACAAACCAUGUGUCUAUCCGGGUUGGGUGUUCGAAAAUCCACAUGGCAUCGAAGCACAGUCUAUGGGGUCUUGCCAGUGGGAAGUUGUGUGUGACGGGGGUCUCUACCAAGAGUUUAUUAUUCGGGUUACAUAAGAAAGGGGAGGGGGAAUGGUUUACUGAAAUAUUUCGAUCUUAUUUAUUUUGUUGGCUCUCUAAUGAUAUGCAUGGUUACGCUUUUUUCAGUCCUCUCCAUCUGUUAUACCUCAGCUCUGGCAACCAGCUAAUGGAAUCCUUAUGUCAAAUGAUACCACGGACGGCAAUACUGAUGAGUCAAUCUCAUGCAUUGCACUGUCCAAGAAUGAUUCAUAUGUUAUGUCUGCAUCCGGAGGGAAGGUCUCAUUGUUCAACAUGAUGACAUUCAAGGUUCGUUUCUUGCUGCACUUUUUCUUCGUUUUGGGAGCUAUGUCUUUCUCAUUUCCCGUGGAUAUGACUCAGUGGCAACCUAACCAACCGACAAAGCAUGGAUUCUGUUGAUUUAAUAGGUGAUAUGAUGUUUCACAGGUGAUGACGACUUUCAUGCCGCCGCCCCCUGCAGCUACCUUCUUGGUGUUCCACCCUCAGGAUAAUAAUAUCAUUGCCAUUGGGAUGGAUGACUCUACUAUUCAAAUUUAUAACGUUCGAGUUGAUGAGGUAAUUUCUUUAGCAUUGUACUUAAUUUGGUAUGAAUUUUUCUGCUCACAUUCCUUGCAUUCUUACGCGCCUGAAAAAUUAGCUGCAGAGGAAAGAUGUGUAUAGAUCCAUAAAAUUCCAACAUGCUGUUAUUCUCCCGCAUGUGAUUUGACGUAUGGGUUAACUAGUGAUCUUUUGCUUUCUUCAAUAACUAUGGAUUAUAGGUUAAAAGCAUACUAAAGGGGCACCAAAAGAGGAUCACAGGCCUUGCAUUCUCACAGUCCAUGAAUGCCCUUGUAUCGUCUGGUGCCGAUGCACAGGUGCGUAUCCACAAGGAUGAUCCCCUUUGUCUCUCUGCUCAGGAUCCGCAAGAUUUUUAAUAUUGUUUUUAUCUUCAUCUCUCGUUUUGACCUAAAUCUCUUGUGUAUUCUGAAGAUUUGUGUCUGGAGCAUUGAUGGAUGGGAAAAGAAGAAAUCAAGAUUUAUUCAACCUCCAGCUGGUCGAGCGGCCCCACUUACCGGCGAAACCAGAGUCCAGUUCCAUAAUGAUCAGACGCACCUUUUAGUUUCACAUGAGAGUCAGAUCGCCAUCUACGAUUCCAAUCUUGACUGCCUGCAAUCGGUCAGUUCCUCAUCCUUCAUGGUGCUUCAGGUCUUCUUAACAUACGGUAAAAAAAUAAAAAUGGGGGUAAAUGGCAGAACUAUGUCACCAUCUUAUUAUUAUCUUUACCCCCCGCCAUUUUCUAGUGUUUUUCUGCAUGCAUUGAACUUGUUCUGUGAUGGGAAACUGAUUCGUUGAUGGUGCGUCGUUUCCUCGACUCGUGGGUUAAUUAGUUGCUCCAGACCUGACGGUAGAUCAUCGGUAGAUCAGCUGGUGAUUUCUUUCAUGCGCAUCUAGAAGAAAUCCGGGCGACCCGUCUGACCUCUUGCAUUCUAUUAUGUUCAGUGGACUCCUAGGGACAUGCUGCAGGCACCAAUCUCCUCGGCAAUUUACUCCUGCGACGGUGCCCUAAUCUACGCCGGAUUCACUGACGGUGCCGUCGGAGUAUUCAACUCGGAGAGCCUGAGGCUGUGCUGCCGCAUCGCGCCGUCCUCGUACACCAGGCAUGGCUGCUCGCCUCAGUUGGCCACCACCCCAUAAGAAGGCUCUUCCCCUUUUUCUCUUCUCUGGAACCCAUUUUGUUACUAAAAAUAGCCCAUUCUUUCUUCUGCCGCAGCGGAUCUGUGUACCCCACAGUGAUUGCGGCGCACCCGACGGAGCCCAACCAGAUUGCGCUUGGGAUGAGCGACGGAGCGGUCCAUGUGAUGGAGCCGGAGGCCGACAUGAGGUGGGGGGGUCCCCCUUUGCAGGAGAAUGGCGGCCUCCCUUCCUUCUCCUCUAAUACCCCCUUGAAUGGCCAGGCCUCAGACGCUCUCUCCAGGUGA